UGUCUGUCUGUGGAUGGAGCUGAGCUCCCAAAGCGCUCUGGAAGUUUCAGCCUAAAGCCUUGGUUUAGCCUAAGACUAAACACCUUGUUCCUAUCAAACUCCAGUUUGAGGAUUUAUUUUUUGAUGCUAGAUAGAGUAGUGACAUGAGCCAAGUUUGAGCUAUGAAUCAACCAAGCUGUUGAGAGAUAAAAGUUGGGGUUUUUUUUGGUUUUUUAAAGACUAAUCCUGUAAGUCCCUAUUUGUGACAUUUAAACUUUAUAUAGAAUACAAAAAUUAUGACAUGCUUCAGUCAGAUGCUGCUUAUUGUACUCAAAUCCUUUUGGUUGGUGGGUUUGAGGUAGUCUGGUCAUGAAGAAGUGAAGUGGAAAUUGUUAAGCAGGUGAUUCUCAGCAAAGGGAGCUUUAGUGAAAUCACUUUUGUUUAGAAUUUUAUAUACCUUUAUAUCCUUGCCUGUAACAAGUCUAGGGGAAAGAAAUUUUAAUUCAAGAUUAGCAACAUGGCUUGCAAUGAAUGUGUGGCCCAAGUCUGAGUUUUUAAAAUGUGAUUUUGCAGUAAUUAGUGGAAAAGCUGCCCUGUGACUAAUUGUGCAGUGUAGGACACCUGCACAUUCCUGCACGUUCAGGAUUGUGAUGCUGUGAUGGGUAGCAGGCCUAGGAGACCUCUGCAAACAGCAAUCUCUUCAUUCAUGAGCCAAGCUCUGCUUUGUUUUGCGUUCCAAACCCAUCAAAUGCCAGGUUCAGAGCGUGCACAGGGACACAGGGCAGAGACAGAGGCUGGGUCCCACUGGCCAUGGGGGGAUCCUGGUGCCAAAGACACUUCCAGCUGACUCUCAGUAUCUCUCCAGGCAGCUCCAGGCCAGGCCUCCUUCCUGUGCUGCUCUGUGCCAUGCCCAGAUACGAAGGGCACAGUUAUUAUCUCCCAGCUACAUUAGGCAGCUGCAGAGUGGAGUUGGCAGGAAUUGCCUUUCGGCCUGGCCAGACGGUGUUUGGUGACACAGCAGAAAGGGGAAGUUGGCAAACAGCUGUUGGAGCAAUCUCCUGCUCACAAACAGCUGGUUGCUCCUUCCCCUCCUGGCUGCCCUGGAGAGGUGUUUGAGAGGAGCUGUGGGUUUCUCACAGUCCUCGUGGGAGGGCAGAAGUGACAGGUACAGAAGUCACCUCCUGCAGCCUGGAAUUGUCCUGGAAGAGCACCUGGGAAGUCCAAGAAGGGAGCAUGGACCAGCCCAGUGGAAGGAGUUUCAUGCAAGUUCUGUGUGAGAAAUACAGCCCUGAGAACUUCCCCUACCGCCGUGGGCCCGGCAUGGGGGUGCAUGUCCCAGCCACUCCACAGGGCUCACCCAUGAAAGACCGCCUGAACCUGCCCAGUGUGCUGGUGCUCAACAGCUGUGGCAUCACCUGUGCCGGGGACGAGAACGAGAUCGCCGCCUUCUGCGCCCACGUCUUUGAGCUCGACCUCUCUGACAACAAACUGGAAGACUGGCACGAGGUCAGUAAAAUUGUGUCCAACGUCCCCCACCUGGAGUUUCUAAACCUGAGUUCCAACCCUCUCAGUUUGUCCGUUUUAGAGAGAAGUUGCGCUGGGUCUUUCGCUGGCGUCCGCAAACUUGUGCUCAACAACAGCAAAGCUUCCUGGGAAACAGUGCACACCAUCCUGCAGGAAUUACCUGACUUGGAGGAACUCUUCCUGUGCCUUAAUGACUACGAAACAGUGUCUUGUUCUCCAGUUUGCUGUCAGUCUCUCAAGCUACUCCACAUAACUGACAAUAAUCUUCAAGACUGGACUGAAAUUCGAAAGUUGGGAAUUAUGUUUCCAUCACUGGACACACUUAUCCUGGCUAACAACAACCUCACCACCAUUGAAGAGUCAGAAGAUUCCCUGGCAAGGCUUUUCCCCAACCUAAGAUCCAUCAACUUGCACAAGUCAGGUCUGCAUUGCUGGGAAGACAUUGACAAGUUAAAUUCUUUCCCGAAGCUCGAGGAAGUGAAAUUGCUGGGAAUUCCUCUGCUGCAGUCUUACACCACCGAGGAACGCAGGAAGCUGCUAAUAGCCAGGUUGCCAUCCAUCACCAAGCUCAACGGCAGCAUCGUGGCCGACGGCGAGCGGGAGGACUCGGAGCGCUUCUUCAUCCGCUAUUACAUGGAGUUCCCCGAGGAGGAGGUCCCCUUCAGGUAUCACGAGCUGGUCACCAAGUACGGGAAGCUGGAGCCCUUGGCGGUGGUGGAUCUGCGGCCUCAGAGCAGCGCCAAGGUGGAGGUUCACUUCCAGGACAAGGUGGAGGAGAUGUCCAUCCGCCUCGACCAGACUGUGGCAGAGCUGAAGAAGCACUUAAAAACUGUGGUGCAGCUGUCAACAAGCAACAUGCUGCUCUUCUACUUGGACCAGGAAGCUCCUUUUGGUCCCGAGGAGAUGAAAUACAGCUCGCGGGCGCUGCAUUCCUACGGCAUCCGGGAUGGGGAUAAAAUUUACGUGGAGCCCAGAAUGAAAUAGCCUUUUUGCCCACACCCACACGCCCCCACACACCCACACACAUGCAUUGAGGAGUUUUUUGCAAGGUUUUUAUUUCAGUUGGUUGGUUGAGGUUUGGUUGUGUUUCUGUAGCAGGUAAUUUCUUAGCGCGGAGGAAGUGCCCUGAUCUGAGAACCAUGCCCACCAUCCACUGCAGGUGACCUUGAGGUGACAAUUGACUUCAGGACGUGUGUUUCAGUGUGGGCAAUACCUUGAUGUUUCCUUUGAUGCUCCGGUAUACUCGUGAUUUGGCAUGAAUGGUCAGUUGUUCAAGCUAAACAAUGCCAGGGUCCAUAAGGGAGGAGACAGCUCGGUGCAGAAUUUGACCUGUUGUUUUCUUUUCCUGAAUUUUUUUGGUGUUUUGCUCCACCAGAUCUCCCUUUGGCCUAGCUAUCCAACUGUGGCUCGAGCUUGCUGUAGUAUUUUCUUGCAGCUUGGUGCUGUCUCAACCUUUUGUUGUGCUCGAGUUCACAGGAAAGAUCUCCAUCAGUAUUCUGCUUGAUUCAGAGCUCAGGUACUUUAGUGCAUCCACUUCACUCCACUGGUUUGCUUUCUGUGAGUGCACAACGUGGGGGAACGAAAAAGAACUUCCCAGAAAGAAACUUUCUUUUCAAAGUGCACGCUCUAUAUCCACCUGAUUUUGGGGGCAAAAAAGAGGUUUUGGCUGCUGUACCCAUCUCACAUGGUGCCUGCAGCCUGUGGGGAUAAAGGGUGUGUUGGAAAGUGAAUUUUGGGAGGUGGUGGAUGAGCGCUGCAUUGGAAGGGCUUUUAGAACAACAGGUCAACAAGGGGUUGAAGAGCAGCUUCCCCUGUUGUCCAUCCUGAUGCUGAAGAGAUCCUCCGUGCACUUCACCUUGUAUCAGUGGGUGCUGCAAGUGGAAUGGCUAAAAUUCCUCUCCUGGGAGAGAGGAAGAGUCAAGUUGAAGUUUGUGUUUGUUGCUGUUGCACCAGUUCAAACCUAGCACUUUGCCCGGGUCCCUGCGUAGGGUCCGAACUUGGAGGAUGUGUUGGCUCGGCUCAGCCUCUGGAAAAGGAGGGACAAAGCAGCUGGACUCAGCUUGGGAGUUCAGCAGGUUUCAAACAAAGCAGCUGGACCACCUUGAGAGUUCAGCAGGUUUCACUGGAAGCAGCUGGACUCAGCUUGGGAGUUCAGCAGGUUUCACUCAAAGAAAGCAGCUGGACUCAGCUUGAGAGUUCAGCAGGUUUCACUGGAAGCAGCUGGACUCACCUUGGAGUUCAGCAGGUUUCACUGGAAGCAGCUGGACUCACCUUGGAGUUCAGCAGGUUUCACUCUCUCUCUCUUGGCUUCCCCCACGCGCCCCUCGUAGGCAUCGCGUGCUGCUGCUUCACGUAGUCCCUGUUUUCUACUGCAGAGCAGAUUCCCCUGCCUGGUCAGUGAAAUCCUCCUUCCUUUUCCUCUCUCUUGUUUCGCUUUCCUGUGUCUUCCCCUCUCCAAGUUCAAGACUUUCCCCGUUUCCUGGUUACAAGCAGCUGCUCAGCAGUUUUUUGGAGCUGUGCAGCGAGGGCUCUAGUUACACAUGAACUCCUGACCUUCAUUUUGAAAUGCUCCCUUUAUCCCCACGUGCACUUUCUUUCCCAGGAUGCUUUUUCCCGCAUCACCGAGCUCCUUUGGUAUUCUUGGAGUUGUGUAUUUCUCUUCACAUUUUACCUGGAUUGUGGGGUGGGAUCAUUGGGGAGGGAACAAAGUAUUAUUAUCUCAUAGUCUUCAGGUUUAGGAUUUGGGGAUUGUUCAGAGGGGAUUAGUUCCUUAUCCAAAGCAAGGGUUAAAAUGGGAGGAUUUAAAACAAGUUACUAAUUUGUGCCUCAUCCCCCUGCCAAAAAUAGCAAUUUCUUGGCCCCAUUGAGACGAGCAGUAGGGAAGGGAGUGAGAUUUUCCACAGGUAGCAUAGAUUUCCCAUAGAUCUGUGGUACCUGUAAACUAAACAGCAGGGAGAUAGUGGCAGUAUAACAUAAAAUGAUGCUUUUAUAAGCUAGAGCUUUACUGAAGAUGUAUUUUCCAUUUGGGCAGUGAAAAUAAUUUGCUGCCUGAUAGCAGAACCCUUAAGCCAACACUUCUGUAUGAUAUAUACAUACCUACCAAUAGGAAAAGUUGUGGUUAAUAAGAUAUUUUGUUAUAAAGCAAAGUUUUAUGAAGAUAUGGUUGUUUAAUAUUAGAAGCCUAUUUCAGCCCUUGACCUCCAGUGUAAGUUAUCCCUGAGUGGCUGCAGAGUCUGAGGCAAGUGACCUGUGGGGAUGCAAAAGUGUCUCUGACCCAAUUCCCCAGAGCAGUAAUUGCCUCUGUGGGUGUAUUUAUGGCAUUGUACCUGCUGUUAGUGAGAUGCUGUAACUCCUGACCAACUUCCUCAGCACAAUUAAGAGUCUGGGUUUCAGAGAAGGGAAUAAACAAAGGCCAUUAAAGAGUGGAAUGGGAUGAUAAAGAAGGGCCAAGUAUGUGCUUUUAAGUUUGUUUGCCCACUAAAAAUUGGGCUGUCCACAGAGGGAUCAGUGCUGUCACCAGCUCAGAACUGGCAGUAAAUCCUGCUUUCAUUUGUGACAGACCUGGUGGCAACUGGAAGAUGGAAAAAGAGAACACAGAGGGUUAACAGGUGCUGGGGAUUUGGUGCUGACACCCAAACCUGCUCCCCUGGUCUGUUCAGGUGUGAAAUCACCACCCUGCCACUUCUCCAGGAGAAGGUUUUUCUCAAGGCAUUCACCUUGUGUGCAGAUAGUGGAGCAGUCGUGGGGUAGAAACCAAAAGUCUUGGUUGGCUUCCCAAGGAGAAGGACUCACCCCCAAAACCAGAGAGGGUUUGUGUGUGCAGAUGAUCAGCUGUGGGAAUGGGGACCAAACAGCACACAAGGAUGUGGCAAAAUACCCCAAACCACGGAACCUUGUGGGGAAGGGUCUUGUGUGUGUGCCACCCACCA
Messenger RNA from Passer montanus (Eurasian tree sparrow), 5432 nucleotides. RefSeq names its product tubulin folding cofactor E like (gene TBCEL). Bases 1213 to 2487 code for a protein of 424 amino acids. The record is from RefSeq and is a predicted model, not a curated record. Lineage: Eukaryota; Metazoa; Chordata; Aves; Passeriformes; Passeridae. Gene Ontology annotation, biological process: protein folding. Gene Ontology annotation, molecular function: alpha-tubulin binding. The transcript has 8 exons.